This is a messenger RNA of Mytilus trossulus (common blue mussel), 737 nucleotides long. Its product is annotated as synaptic plasticity regulator PANTS-like. The record is from RefSeq and is a predicted model, not a curated record. The coding region runs from base 71 to 487 and encodes 138 amino acids. NCBI's taxonomy places the organism in Eukaryota, Metazoa, Mollusca, Bivalvia, Mytilida, Mytilidae. The transcript is spliced from 4 exons.
AUUACUUAUACCGACGAGUGCCGGUAUCACGAAUGGAAAUAAAUGUCUGCGCCCAUGUAAAAAUGCAAAAAUGACACAAAACUCUGAAAAUCUACCUGAUGAUGUUUGGCUGAUAAGGGAAUGUGACAUCUAUAAAGAAGAAUUUGACACUUGUAAAAGUCGUAAAGGUAGGAGACACCAGUGGUAUACAUUAGGAUGUAAAUUAGAUUGUUCUAAAUGGGAAGAUGACUACAAGAACUGUUUACUGUAUACAAAUUCCAAUGAUGCAGAAGCUGCUAAUAAGAUAAUUGAAAAUGAAAAAGAAAGGUAUUUUGCAAGAAGAAAAGCAUCAUUAGCAAACAAUAUGUGGGAAUAUAGAGACAGUCCUCCGGAAGAUUGGAACAAACCAGUACCAGGCUGGGAAAACAAAGUUUCAUUGUUUAAAGCCUAUAAUAUGGGCAAAACACCUAUACCUCAAGAGGAAGAGAGGUCAUGUACAAUAUUAUGAUGAUGAAUGUAAUUAGGAUUUUAAAAUUGUAUAGCAGUUGUUUUGUGGAUUUGUUAAGCAAAAGUGAGACCUGAUAGUUGUGUGUGUUUUUAAACUGUGAAAUUCAUGAAGUCUAAAGGAAGACUGUUAAUUUUUAAAAUGGUUGUCACAUACCAGUACAUGUACCUGGCUCGUCAACUCAUUAUAACAACUUUGACAUCCAUGUAAUGUAGAACAAAUAUUAUGCAAAUUACAGGAGAGAUCAAUUUAU